This is a messenger RNA of Hyla sarda, 6888 nucleotides long. RefSeq names its product zinc finger protein 850-like. The record is from RefSeq and is a predicted model, not a curated record. Lineage: Eukaryota; Metazoa; Chordata; Amphibia; Anura; Hylidae. Gene Ontology annotation, molecular function: DNA-binding transcription repressor activity, RNA polymerase II-specific. The transcript is spliced from 10 exons. The coding region runs from base 183 to 5519 and encodes 1778 amino acids. Gene Ontology annotation, biological process: negative regulation of transcription by RNA polymerase II.
CUUUGAGAGAAAACACAAUGGAAAGUGAAAUGUCGCAGACGCUGCGCUCAGGAAUUCAUCAUGGCGACUAAGUGGCGCAAAAAGUAGGAACCAUACAGAGGGAUGUAGUGAAGUUUCUCCAACCCAGGAUCCUCUGCUGAUAUCUUCUAUAUAAGAGAAUUCUCCUGGAUGACCCAUCAACCAUGAAGAGAGACAGGAACAAGAUGGCCGACAGGAUAAUAGACCUCACCCUACAGAUACUCUUCCGGCUUACUGGAGAGGAAUACACAGUAGUGAAGAAGUCCUCUAGUGGGCGCUGUCAGGCCCCUGUGUGUGAAGGAUGGGGAAGAAUCCUGAGCCCAAUCCCAGGGCCCCCACCUCACUCCCUGAUACAUGAGGAAAUGGAUGAACAGAAGAUCCUAGAACUGAUCAACAAGAUGAUGGAGCUGCUGACUGGAGAGGUUCCUAUAAGGUGUCAGGACGUGGCGGUCUAUUUCUCCAUGGAGGAGUGGGAGUAUGUAGAAGGACACAAGGAUCAGUACAAGGAUCAGGUGAUGAUGGAGGAUCAGCAGCCCCUCACAUCAGCAGUCAGAUCCAGUAAGAGAACAGCAGCAGAGAGGUGUCCCCGUCCUCUUCUUCCACAGGAUCAGGAUCAGCUUAUGAAUCAGGGAGAGAAUAUGAACAAUAUUAAUGCUCCAGAGACAGAUGUGAGCGGUGAUGAGCAGUAUAAGGAGGACAUUCCUACAGGGAAAGAUCUGAUCAAUAUUAAUCCUACAGACAUAAAGAAAGACGAAAAAGAAGAGGCCGAUGGGAGCGGUGAUGAGCAGUAUAAGGAGGACAUUCCUACAGGGAAAGAUCUGAUCUAUAGUAAUGCUACAGACAUAAAGGAGGAAGAAGAAGAAGAAGAGACAGAUGUGAGCAGUGAUGAGCAGUAUAUGGAGAACAUUCCUACAGGGAAAGAUCUUCUCUAUAUUAAUGCUACAGACACAAUAGUAAAAGAAGAAAAAGAGGCAGAUGUGAGCAGUGAUGAUCAGUAUAAGGAGGACAUUCCUACAGGUAACUGCCCAGAAAAUCCCAACAAGAAUUCUGAGGGAAACUUCAGGUUAUCGCUGAAUUAUAAAGUAGAAGCUGAAGAUAUGAUGGAGCGCUCCUCAGGAGAAGACCCCCUAACCCCUAAUGUCCAUCCAGAUCUAUCAUAUAAUCCCCCUGAUCAUAAGGGACCUCCUCCCGACCAAUCACAGGUUGUUACCUCAAGGACAGAUCAGAAAGGGGAGAAAAGGUUUCAAUGUGAUGAAUGUGGAAAACAGUUUACAAGAAGAUCACAUCUUUGUACACACAGAAGUCACACAGUGGAGAAGACAUAUUCAUGUUCAGAAUGUGGGAAAUGUGUAGAAAAAUCAAGUAUUGUUCUACAUGAGAGAAGUGACACAGGAGAGAAGCUAUAUUCAUGUUCAGAAUGUUGGAAAUGUUUUAGACAGAAAUCACAUCUUGCUAUGCAUGAUGAAAGUCACACAGGAAAAAAGCCUUUUUCAUGUUCAGAAUGUAGGAAAUGCUUUUCUUAUAAAUCACACCUCCUUAGACAUGAGAGACGUCACAGAGAAAGAAAGUAUUCAUGUACAGAAUGUGGGACAUGUUUUAUACAGAAAUCAAAACUUAUUAAGCAUCAGAAAAUUCACACAAAAGAGAAGCUAUAUUCAUGUUCAGAAUGUGGGAAACGUUUUACAAGUAAAUCAGAUCUGGUUAUACAUGAGAGAAUUCACACAGGAGAGAAGCCAUAUUCGUGUCCUGAAUGUGGGAAAUGUUUUAGAAGUAAUUCACAAUUGGUUUCACAUGAGAGAUCUCACACAGGAAAGAAGCCAUAUUCAUGCUCAGAAUGUGGGAAAUGUUUUUCACAUAAAUCAAAUCUGGUUUUACAUGAGAGAAUUCACACAGGAGAGAAGCCAUAUUCAUGUUCAGAAUGUGGGAAAUGUUUUACACAUAAAUCACGUCUGGUUUCACAUGAGAGAAUUCAUACAGGAGAGAAGCCAUAUUCAUGUUCAGAAUGUGGUAAAUGUUUUAUAAGUAAAUCACAUCUGGUUUACCAUGAGAAAAUUCACACAGGAGAAAAGCCAUAUUCAUGCUCAGAAUGUGAGAAAUUUUUUACAAGUAAAGAAAGUCUUGUUUCACAUGAGAGAAUUCAUACAGGAGAGAAGCCAUAUUCAUGUUCAGAAUGUGGUAAAUGUUUUAUAAGUAAAUCACGUCUGGUUUACCAUGAGAAAGUUCACACAGGAGAGAAGCCAUAUUCAUGCUCAGAGUGUGGGAAAUGUUUUAUAAGUAAAGCUAAUAUGGUUAUACAUGAGAGAAUUCACACAGGUGAGAAACCAUAUUCGUGUUCGGAAUGUGGGAAAUGUUUGAAAAGUAAAGUAAGUCUGGUUAUACAUGAAAGAAUUCACACAGGAGAGAAGCCAUAUUCGUGUUCAGAAUGUGGGAAAUGUUUUAAAAGUAAACAAAGUCUGGUUAUACAUGAGAGAAUUCACACAGUAGAUAAGCCAUUUUCAUGCUCAGAAUGUGGGAAAUGUUUUAUAAGUAAAGCUAUUCUGGUUAUACAUGAGAGAACUCACACAGGUGAGAAGCCAUAUUCCUGUUCAGAAUGUGGGAAAUGUUUUACACAUAAAUCAUGUUUGGUUAUACAUGAGAGAAUUCAUACAGGUGAGAAGCCAUAUUCAUGCUCUGAAUGUGGUAAAUGUUUUGCACAGAAAUCCAACCUUGUUAAGCAUGAGAUAAUUCACACAGGAGAGACGCUCCUACUCACCAUGGCUUAUUUUCAGGGGACGUCUUAUGCAUGCAUGACGCCCUGCAUAUCAGCUGCCGUCCUGAGACAUGCUGCCGCUGCACAGAAGUCACAUCCCUCUGAUCAGCUGGGACACGCUGCCCCGUAUGUCGGCUUCCGUCCCGGGAUCAGCUGGGACACUGGACACGGCGCUGCUGUAAGGACAUCUCUACAGUACAGUACAUGUCAAGAAGGGCUGCCCAUCUUCAUUAGCUUUAAUAAGCCACGCCUACCACCAUGGCUUAUUUUUGGGCUUAUGAAUCAGGGAGAAGAUAUGAACAAUAUUAAUGCUCCAGAGACAGAUGUGAGCGGUGAUGAGCAGUAUAAGGAGGACAUUCCUACAGGGAAAGAUAUUAACUAUAUUAAUGCUAUAGACAUAAAGGAAAGAGAAGAGACACAUGUGAGCAGUGAUAAGCAGUAUAAUGAGAACAUUCCUACAGGGAAAGAUCUGAUCAAUAUUAAUCCUACAGACAUAAAGAAAGACGAAAAAGAAGAGGCCGAUGGGAGCGGUGAUGAGCAGUAUAAGGAGGACAUUCCUACAGGGAAAGAUUUAAUCUAUAUUAAUGCUACAGACAUGAAGGAAGAAGAAGAGACAGAUGUGAGUGGUGAUGACCAGUAUAAGAAGGACUUUCCUACAGGGAGAGAUCUGAUCUAUAUUAAUACUACAGGCAUAAAGGAAGAAGAAGAGACAGAUGUGAGCAGUGAUGAGCAGUAUAAGGAGGACAUUCCUACAAGAAAAGAUCUGAUCUAUAUUAAUGCUACAGGCAUAAUAGUAAAAGAAGAAAAAGAGGCAGAUGUGAGCAAUGAUGAGCAGUAUAAGGAGGACAUUCCUACAGGUAACUGCCCAGAAAAUCCCAACAAGAAUUCUGAGGGAAACUUCAUGUUAUCGCUGAAUUAUAAAGUAGAAGCUGAAGAUAUGAUGGAGCGCUCCUCAGGAGAAGACCCCCUCACCACUAAUGUCCAUCCAUCAUACAAUCCCCCUGAUCAUAAGGGACCUCCUCCCAACCAAUCACAGGUUGUUACCUCAAGGACAGAUCAGAAAGGGGAGAAAAGGUUUCAAUGUGAUGAAUGUGGAAAACAGUUUACAAGAAGCUCUCAUCUUUGUACACACAGAAGUCACACAGUGGAGAAGACAUAUUCAUGUUCAGAAUGUGGGAAAUGUGUUGAAAAAUCAAGUAUUGUUCUACAUGAGAGAAGUGACACAGGAGAGAAGCUAUAUUCAUGUUCAGAAUGUUGGAAAUGUUUUAGACAGAAAUCAAAUCUUGUUAUGCAUGAUGAAAGUCACACAGGAAAAAAGCCUUUUUCAUGUUCAGAAUGUAGGAAAUGCUUUUCUUAUAAAUCACACCUCCUUAGACAUGAGAGACGUCACAGAGAAAGAAAGUAUUCAUGUACAGAAUGUGGGACAUGUUUUAUACAGAAAUCAAAACUUAUUAAGCAUCAGAAAAUUCACACAAAAGAGAAGCUAAAUUCAUGUUCAGAAUGUGGGAAACGUUUUACAAGUAAAUCAGAUCUGGUUAUACAUGAGAGAAUUCACACAGGAGAGAAGCCAUAUUCGUGUUCUGAAUGUGGGAAAUGUUUUACAAGUAAAGAAUGUCUGGUUUCACAUGAGAGAAUUCACAAAGGAGAGAAGCCUUAUUCAUGUUCAAAAUGUGGGAAAUGUUUUACACAUAAAUCACGUCUGGUUUCACAUGAGAGAAUUCACACAGGAGAGAAGCCAUAUUCAUGUUCAGAAUGUGGUAAAUGUUUUAUAAGUAAAUCACAUCUGGUUUACCAUGAGAAAAUUCACACAGGAGAGAAGCCAUAUUCAUGCUCAGAAUGUGGGAAAUGUUUUACAAGUAAAGAAAGUCUGGUUUCACAUGAGAGAAUUCACACAGGAGAGAAGCCAUAUUCGUGUUCAGUAUGUGGUAAAAGUUUUAUAAGUAAAUCACAUCUGGCUUACCAUGAGAAAAUUCACACAGGAGAGAAGCCAUAUUCAUGCUCAGAAUGUGGGAAAUGUUUUAUAAGUAAAUCACAUCUGGUUAUACAUGAAAGAAUUCACACAGGAGAGAAGCCAUAUUCAUGUUCAGAAUGUGGGAAAUGUUUUAUAAGAAAAUCAUAUCUGGUUAUACAUGAGAGAAUUCACACAGGAGAGAAGCCAUAUUCAUGUUCAGAAUGCAGGAAAUGUUUUAAAAGGAAAUCAGAUCUGGUUAUACAUGAGAGAAUUCACACAGGAGAGAAGCCAUAUUCGUGUUCAGAAUGUGGUAAAUGUUUUAUAAGUAAAUCAGAUCUGGUUAUACAUGAGAGAAUUCACACAGGUGAGAAGCCAUAUUCUUGUUCAGAAUGUGGGAAAUGUUUUAAAAGUAAAGCAAGUCUGGUUAUACAUGAGAGAAUUCACACAGGAGAGACGCCAUAUUCUUGUUCAGAAUGUGGGAAAUGUUUUAGAAGUAAAGCAAGUCUGAUUAUACAUGAGAAAAUUCACACAGGAGAGAAGCCAUUUUCAUGCUCAGAAUGUGGGAAAUGUUUUAAAUGUAAAGUAGAUCUGGUUGUACAUGAGAGAAUUCACACAGGAGAGAAGCCAUAUUCCUGUUCAGAAUGUGGGAAAUGUUUUACACUUAAAUCAUGUUUGGUUAUACAUGAGAGAAUUCACACAGGUGAGAAGCCAUAUUCAUGCUCCGAAUGUGGUAAAUGUUUUGCACAGAAAUCCAACCUUGUUAAGCAUGAGCUAAUUCACACAGGAGAGACGCUCCUGUGAGGAGAGAGAUUUCGAUAUUGAGAUUGUGGGAAAAUACAUUUAGGGAAAUUACAAGGAAAUGAAAUCUUUCAAACUCACAGAAUUUAUAAGAAGAAAAAACAGGUUCUUGUUAGGAAUAUGGGAAAUGAAAGGAUUUACAGCUCCAGGACCUCCCACAGUUCAUUAGGGUUAUGAUGCUAUAACUCGGGUUCUGAUAAACCAUUGAAGGUUGGAGUGUUGAGUCUAUAGUUUAGAUAUAAAGAAGCCCCCAUAUUGUGCCCUCCUGGAAUCUGCCUUAAAGGGGUACUCUGCUGCUAGACAUAUUAUCCCCUAUUCUAAGGAUAGGAUAUAAGAUGUCUGAUUGCGGGGGUCCCACUGCUGGGAUCUACCGCAGCACCCGCCGGGUUCCUGUGGCAAUGGUCGUAACGUCACGGCCACGCUUCUCAUGAUGUCACAUCACGCCCCCUCCAUUUAUGUCUAGGGCAGGGUACAUACCUGUCAAAUGCCCCCUCCCAUAGAUAUUAAGUGAGGGGGCGUGGUGUGAUGUCACAAGGGGGCGUGGCCGUGACGUAACGAUCACUGCAGCAAGAACCCGGUGUUUGUUUAAAAGAGAGUUUGUUUAAAAGAUGUCUAGAAGCGGAGUACUCCUUUAACUUAAUUCUGCAGAACAUUCAAAUUAGAUCUGUGCUUGACAAUCACUGGGGAAUUCUUCUGACAUUCAACCCCAUUGUUUACUGCAGUAUUCACGAUUAUUUCAUUUUUUUUUUUUAACUAAUAGGGGAUACAUUUUUAGCAGUGUUUUAUUUGAUUUCCUUUAUAGCAUCUGUUUUUUUUACUGUAUGUCUGUCAUAUAAAUUGCUAUUACUUAUAAAAAUUACUUAUACGACCUGUAACAUUAUUUGUUUUAAUAAAAACUCCCAUAUUAAACACCUUCAUAUCAAUUAGGAUCCUUUAUCAUAUGACCUUGAGGACUGUGGUUUCGUUUACAUCAUCCUAAGCGAUUGUAGGGGGAGGUACUUCCUAUUAAACAAUAUCUAGACCAGUGGUCUCAAACUUUGACCCUCCAGAUGUUGUAAAACUUUAACUCCCAGCAUGCCAACGGCUGUCCCGGCAUACUUGGAGUUGAAGAUUUUCAACAUCUGGAGGGCCACAGUUUGAGACCACUGUCUUGCAGUAUAGAACCAUGACAACUGGUGUCUAUUCUACAGACACACAGCUCAGUAAAGAACCAGCACAGGUAACUAUAUCACAGAUUCACAGCUCUUACAGUAAAGAACCAGCACAGGUGACUAUAUCACAGAUUCACAGCUCUUAUAGUAAAGAAGCAGCACCUGAGGUGACUAUAUCACAGAUUCACAGCUCUUACAGUAAAGAACCAGCACAGGUGACU